UAUGCUGAACAGCUGACUGCGGUACAACUGUCACUGCGCAUGAGCGGAAGUAGGUGCAGGGCAGAGAGGGAUAGCGGAAGAGGGAGUCUGGAAAUCACAAACAUGAACAAGCUGAAAUCCUCUCAGAAGGAUAAAGUUCGCCAGUUCAUGAUCUUUACCCAGUCAAAUGAGAAAACAGCAUUGAAUUGUUUGUUGCAGAAUGAUUGGAAACUAGACGUUGCUACAGACAACUUUUUCCAAAAUCCAGACCUCUACAUACAGAAUCUAAAGGGAACACUAGACCGGAAGAAGUUAGAACAGCUUUACAAUCGGUACAGAGACCCUCAAGAUGAUAACAAGAUUGGUAUAGAUGGGAUCCAACAGUUCUGUGAUGAUUUGGGACUUGAUCCAGCCAGUGUAAGUGUUCUGCUAAUAGCUUGGAAGUUUCGGGCAGCAACACAAUGCGAGUUCUCCAAACAAGAAUUUAUGGAAGGAAUGGCUGAGCAAGGGUGUGACAGUAUAGAGAAACUCAAAGCACAGCUACCCAGGAUGGAGCAAGAGUUGAAGGACCAAGGGAAAUUUAAAGACUUCUAUCAGUUCACAUUCAACUUUGCUAAGAAUCCAGGACAAAAGGGCUUAGACCUAGAAAUGGCAAUUGCAUACUGGAAUUUAAUAUUGGCUGGGCGUUUUAAAUUUCUAGAUCUAUGGAACAAAUUUUUAUUGGAGCAUCAUAAGCGAUCCAUUCCCAAAGACACAUGGAACCUUUUGUUAGAUUUCAGUACGAUGAUCACAGAUGAUAUGUCAAACUAAGGAGCAUGGCCAGUACUUAUUGACGAUUUUGUGGAGUUUGCGCGACCGUACAUUGGCACCAAGAGCACAGCUGUAUAAGUACAUUCCUUCUGAGGGCCGUCUGGACCUCACUGAAAACAAACAGCUUCUGCUGAGCACAGAGGACUGAACUGAGAUCUGCAUUGCCUUUUCCAAGCCCUCAGGACUGAGACAUUUAUACGAACCAGAGACAUUAAAGGCAUCUUUUCUCUUCAGUCGUCUAAUGGUGGUUUGGGCUUUUAUCUUUUUGGGCCGGUUUUUGUUUUGACUUCAUACAGGAUCUUAUUCAGUCUCUGGGACUUCAAAACUUGUGGAACAAGCUGUCACAGAUACAGUUAAGAAAUGUCAAGAUCUUAAUUUUAGUACUCCAUGUGCAUUCUUGCUUUGAAUGUUUGUUUCUUUCCAAUUGGUUUUAUGAAAAUUAUAUGUCAGAGUUUUUUGAUUGUUCUCUCUUUUUUAUAAAACAGAGUAGCUGGUGUCUCGAGAGCCAGUAACAUUUGCUUUCUUUUUGUUUUAUUGUGACUUAAUGUACUUUUCUGUUGAUAUCCAGACAGUGAUUUCACUUUG
Molecule: messenger RNA, 1374 nt
Organism: Sinocyclocheilus grahami
Lineage: Eukaryota; Metazoa; Chordata; Actinopteri; Cypriniformes; Cyprinidae
Product: DCN1-like protein 1
Exons: 7
Coding region: 40-789 (249 amino acids)
Biological process (GO): protein neddylation
Cellular component (GO): ubiquitin ligase complex
Molecular function (GO): ubiquitin-like protein binding; ubiquitin conjugating enzyme binding; cullin family protein binding
Source: RefSeq, a predicted model, not a curated record